Oppia nitens is the source of this 1242-nucleotide messenger RNA. RefSeq names its product dynactin subunit 2-like. Gene Ontology annotation, cellular component: cytoplasm; dynactin complex; centrosome. The coding region runs from base 161 to 1231 and encodes 356 amino acids. Gene Ontology annotation, biological process: mitotic spindle organization. NCBI's taxonomy places the organism in Eukaryota, Metazoa, Arthropoda, Arachnida, Sarcoptiformes, Oppiidae. The transcript has 3 exons. The record is from RefSeq and is a predicted model, not a curated record.
CAUUCAAUGAAAACAAUUAUUAUUAAUAUAUUUUGUUUUUAUUAUUAACUGUUUUUAAUCAAAAAUAGUGACCACUUCUGAUCAAUACUUAAUUGAAUCAAUAAAUUAGUUAACAAAUUGAAGACACCGUUUGAUUAUCACCGGAAUAAGUGGUCGGCCAAUGGAUUCCCGAUCGAAGUAUGCAAACCUGCCGUUUGUGGCCAUCGGAGAGAAAGAUGUCUUUGAGACGGACGAAAUGCCAGAAGUGGAUCAAUCGAUGACAACUCGUGGCGAACCAAUAUUUGACGCGUCCAUUGAUGUCAUCUCUUGUGGUACUCUUGAAGCUUUCAAGCGGUUCAACGAUGCAACUAAAAGUGAACUCCAGUUUCAAAGGGACACCAAUGAAUCAGUACUCGAAAAAUAUAAUCGUUUGAUUGAUGAGAUCAAAGAGUUGACAGACUGUGCAUCAAAAGAUACUAACGACUCGAGUAAAGAGUUGUUGACAAAAGUGGACAAACUGUCGGAACAGUUGAAUGAUUUGCAAAUAUUACGUUUUGACAAUACAAGUACUUUGAAGGAGGUGUUUGAAUCGGUGGACAAGUCGUCGACUGAUAAAUCGGAGACAACAAAAAGUGACGACAAUAGCAAAGGCGACGGACAACUGAGUUAUAAGCUUAUGAUAAGAUCGGAGAAGAGUAGUCUCAGUGAGAGUUCGCGAGUGAAUGCUUUGGAGCAAAGAAUUAAAAGAAUUGAAACACUUUUGGGUUCUAAUGAUAACAAGUUAUCACUUUUAAACAAUUAUCUUAAAGACAGAAAUCUUUCAGAUGCUGUCCAAGAACUGAGUGCUAAAGUGUCUCAAUUUGAUCAAAACUCAUUGGAAAGAGUGGACUCACGAUUACAUAUGAUUACCGAUAAGUUGUCACAAAUUGCCGAACGAAAGCAACAGUUUGAAGACUUGGAGAAGAAUUCGAAGAUCAAUGAGUUGUUUGAUAUGAUUGAGAAGACUGAGAAAAGUCGGGCAACACUUCCAACUGUUUUGCAAAGAUUGGAGUCAUUGAAUGAACUUCAAGAACAAGCGCUACAAUUUUCAUCUGCGCUCUCGUAUUUGGAUUCAUUGCAAACACAAGUUGUCGACUCAAUGAAAACCAAUGAAAAUGAAUUAAAAGUGUUGAAGGAAUCGCUUGAAAAAAAUGUUGAAUCAGUUAAACAAAUACUUUUUGAUUUUGAUAAACGUUUGAAAGCAUUAAAUUAAUUUUUAUAAUU